This is a messenger RNA of Owenia fusiformis, 1776 nucleotides long. The record is from the annotation of a GenBank genome assembly. NCBI's taxonomy places the organism in Eukaryota, Metazoa, Annelida, Polychaeta, Sabellida, Oweniidae.
CUGAUUUGUAAUUUUGUUUCGUAUUUUACUUAGAAUUCCAGAGAAAAUGGCAGAGGCGCCUUCGUGGAGCAAAAAGGUUCUAUGCAGGUAUUUUGCUCAUGGAGUAUGCAGAGAAGGUGAUAACUGUCGCUACGCCCAUGAUUUCUCACGUCCCCCAGACUCAACAUGUCGUUACUACCUCAUGGGGACUUGUUCCUAUGGAGAUAAAUGCAGAUUUGAUCAUGAAAAACCUAAGAAGGCAUCACAUAAAUUUAACCUCAAAGCUGAUGAGAAACUGAAGUCCAAAAUGGUAACCCUAAGAAAGAAUGGAAGUUACUCCUCUGACAGUGGAUUAGGAGUGGAUGGCGGCCUUGGAGAAGAUUGGGCUAAAGCCCCUGAGUUUGUUCCUGGACAACCUUUUGCAGUACCCAGCUAUGCUGACAAAACAUCAAGUGGCCUGGAUUGUGACGUUUCACCAGAGGAAACUGAGAACAUGCUGUGUCCCUUUGCAGCUCAUGGCGAGUGCCGAUUUGGUGAUAAAUGUACAUAUCUUCAUGGUGACACAUGUGAUCUUUGUGGACAUGCAGUCCUUUUUCCUGGAGAUGAAGUGCAACAGGCCAAACAUAAAGAGGAGUGCAUCAAAGAACAUGAAGAAAACAUGGAGAGAUCAUUUGCUAUAGCCCGCAGUAAGGACAAAUCAUGUGGUAUCUGUAUGGAGGUCGUCAAAGAGAAGAAGCCAUCAACAGAGGCUCGAUUUGGUAUCCUACCCAACUGCUCUCACACAUUCUGUAUACAAUGUAUAAGGAAAUGGCGGAGUGCAAAACAAUAUGAACACAAAGUUGUCAGGUCUUGCCCGGAGUGUCGCACAAAGUCAGAUUUUGUAGUCCCAAGUCAGUACUGGGUAGAUGAUAAAAAAGAAAAAGAUCAACUUAUUGAAGGAUAUAAGGGUGCACUUAGUCAAAAGGGCUGUAAAUAUUUCAACCAAGGAAAAGGAGAAUGUCCAUUUAACGAGAAAUGUUUCUAUAAGCACGCAUAUCCAGAUGGUACCAUUGCAGAACCUACUCCACGUCGUAAACGACAUCGUCAAAACCAUGGUGGCGAUAUAGACUUAAUACAGCAAUAUCUUCUUUGGGACUUCCUAGAAGAACGUCAAAAUAGACUCAUGUUAGAAAUAGGCAUGGAUGAUGAAUUAGAUGAUAUAUUCCUUUAUGCAAAUUGGGACACUGACACAGAUUCAGACUAUUCUGAUUCCGAAGUUUAUUUAGGUCUAUAAAACAAAUUGAGUCUAUGUCGAAAACCAUUUAUCCCCUGUAAAAUGAACCAUGGUGGUCAUUUUCAGCUUCCUAUGAACGAAGAACAGAAUGCCACUUCAAUUUGAACAUCUUUGCUGUGUGAACACUUUGAACACUUUCCUGGGCAGGCAUUUUUGGUGCAAUUACUCCAUUGGUUCAAUUGUUCCAUUUCUCUGAGAUAGACUUUUCCAUCCCAAUCUUGUACACUUUUUACUGGAUCCUCAACAUGUUAGUUUGAAGUUUUUCAUCUUCUGUUAAAGAUUAAUUUUUAUGCUUGUUUACAUUAUUAACUUCUUUCUUUCACAAAAACAAAAACCUUGCGAAAAAACUUUAUGGGAGUACAUGAUCUCUGUAAGUAGCCCAUGUUAGUUUGAAAAACCGAUAAUAGGCCAUAUUUACCUGAACAAAUGGACAAUAUGGCUUUGUAGCAAAUGAAACCCAUGGUUAUGAAACAAAUUGGCCCUGUGCAGUGAUCUCCCCAGGAUUUUUCUCAAGUGGGUGCAAA